Stegodyphus dumicola is the source of this 4142-nucleotide messenger RNA. Its product is annotated as homeobox protein PKNOX1-like. The record is from RefSeq and is a predicted model, not a curated record. Gene Ontology annotation, molecular function: DNA binding. Gene Ontology annotation, biological process: regulation of DNA-templated transcription. Lineage: Eukaryota; Metazoa; Arthropoda; Arachnida; Araneae; Eresidae.
UUUCGUUUUUUUGCAAUAUAAACACAUUUAAUUAAUAUAACUGAAGAAGUAUUCAUAAAAACAUUUUAGAAUAAAUAAUAAAGUAUAAUUAUUUGUAAAAAAUAAUCAAACAUAUUAAAUUUUUCUGGAAACCUUUGGGUAAGCUGGAGUUCUUCAAUUAAUGGAAUAUUAAUAUUUAUCAACUAAAGUUGUUUAAUCAUGAAGCUUUAUUGAAAAUAUUGUAUGUGUAAAGAACAUCAUGAAAAAAAAAAAAAAAAAAAAAAAAAACUUAAAAAAAAAAAAAAAAAAAAAAAGAACUCAUGGGUGCUCCUAUUACCUCUCUGCCUCCACUCGCGUCUGCAGUAAACAAGAGAUCCAUUGUUAUUGUUAACAAUUAGCCGAAAUCCGAGUAUGUAAUCUGUGCGGCGAAAACACCAUUUUUUUGUAUUGCAAAAGAUGCGUUUCUAAGAAUAAUGAAAAAUGUAAUUUAAAAUUGCCUUUGACUUACGACAUCUAUAGGGUGAAUCUUAAAACUAGCGGUUUUUUUUAGGGGGGGGCUGUUAUUACUAGGUUUCGUUUUUUCGCGAACAUUUUUCUUUUUUGAUGGACGGCGUCCAAGACAGCGCUGAGGUUUGCCUCACUUCGCUUCGCGAGCGAGAUCCCUCCCUUUGUGCAGCCGUUGGAUGUAGCAGUAGAUUUAUUCUUGUCAGCUGAGAAUUUUAUCCCAUCCCACCACUACUCUAGAAGUAAAUUAGAGACGCCCACCGGUUUCCGCGACAUGCCGAAAGUUAUUUUUUCACUAAAAUUGCCCACCGCAAACGCCCGUGAGCGAAAUUUAAAUCCAGUGGGAUUUGUAUCCCGCGCAAUUAGUGAAGUGUGGGACUGGGAGGAGCAUCUGUCGCAUACAAGCGACCACUCUAUUCACGCUCGGUGUCAGGAAAGCUGAGUGCCGCUGGAGGACGACCCAAGGAUGUAGACGAGCUCCGUGUGGGAUAACUGUCCUGUUUCAUUUCCAGUUUAGCUAAUCCAAAUUCAUUUGUUUAAAAUUUACGGGUGAUAUCUGUUUUCGUACGAAUAAGAGGUCUAAUGUUAUAAGUUCUAUUUUUAAUCAAUUAUAAAUGGGAAAAGUUUUGAAAUUCUGUUUGGUUACACUUGUAAGGAAUUAGAUAAUAGUGACCCUUUCGGUUCUCAUAUGACGUCAGACGCGUCAAUUCUGGGGUGGGCCAUAGUCAGCGAUAAUUGACGCCGCCAUUUUUGACGAAGACUGACACAUAGGUAAGCUGCCACUCAAGUGGUCCAAUCUAUCGGCUCUUGAGCUAUCUUGUUAAACUUUUCGAUGCGGUUGGUUAUAGGUAUAUGUUUGAAAAUCAAUUGAUUUUAACCUAUAAAAGAAAAUUUGUGGUUUUGAUAAGAUAAAAUUAAUAUUUCAAAUAAUCGAUAAGGAGAGAUAUUUGUAUAGCGGUCUUUCUUUGAAUAGUAAGACCGAAGAAAAAUAAUAAUAAUAAAAAAAAAAAACGCCGCUUAUUUCAUUUUGGACAGCUUUUCGUCAAUCUUGAAAUGUUUUUUUCAUCAAGUUCCCGCGUGUUUUAUUAGCAUUAUGUAAUUUUUAAUCAAUUUAAUAACUAAAAAAAAUGAACCUUUUUGAAGUAUCCUGCGUUUGUUGGGAAACUAUAUAUGUAUAGCGCAAUUGAUAUAAUGAACGUUUGUUUUUACCAAGUAUGCAGGAACCUUCCCCUGGAGGUGGGAAAACAGUGACUGGAAUAAAUCCUGGUAUCUCAGAUUUUCGAGACUCUAACAUUUCAAUGAUUGGACAGUGUAUGGAUGUUUCUGAAGCCACCUUGGCCAGUGGUGGCCAGGGAAUGGUUGUUCCUCCUCAAAAUGUUCCUUCGGAUCCACAAACACAAGCUCAAUUUGAAGCUGAUAAAAGAGCUGUAUAUAAGCAUCCUCUGUUUCCUUUGUUAGCUUUGUUAUUUGAGAAAUGUGAGCUAGCAACCCAAAGUGCUGAAGUCUCAUCUUCUGAAAGUUUUAAUAUGGACAUUCAAGCAUUUGUGCAGCACCAAGAACGUGACAGGAAGCCCUUUUUUAGUGAUGAUCCUGAUGUAGAUAGUUUGAUGGUGAAAGCUAUACAAGUUCUCAGAAUUCAUCUCUUAGAACUGGAAAAAGUUCAAGAAUUAUGUAAAGAUUUUUGUAAUCGCUACAUUGCAUGUUUAAAAAACAAAAUGCAAAGUGAAAAUUUAUUGAGGCCUGAUUAUCCUGGUUUGGGAAAUAACAUUCCAAGCUCUGGCUCCAGUACUCCAUCCAGUGGAGGAAGUAGUUCACAACCUCUUCCUGUGACUGGGACUAAUGGUACACUAAAUAACUAUGUGUUGCAGUCUGGAGUCUCACCUAAUCCUAUGCCUGUAAAUAAUCUCAAUCAAAGCCAAAUUGUAUCUGGUGGAAAUCUGUACCAAAUGGUUCAGACUCCGCAAGGAAUAAUGGCACAGCCCAUACAGGUAAAUCCCAGCUCCAGUGCUCAUAUAGUUCAUGGAAGCACACCUUUAUCACAGAUAGGCGCUACAACUGUUUCUCAUGAUUCAAGGAUACAAGCUAUUGCACCCAGGCCUUCUCUUUUACACAGUGGAGAUGAUGAUGAUGAUGAGCUUAUGAGUAAAAAGAAACAAAAGAGAGGUGUUUUACCAAAACAUGCUACAAGUAUAAUGAGGUCUUGGUUAUUCCAACACAUAGUGCAUCCUUAUCCUACAGAAGAUGAAAAGAAACAAAUUGCUCACCAGACGAAUUUGACCCUACUUCAGGUCAAUAAUUGGUUUAUCAAUGCAAGACGGAGGAUUCUGCAGCCAAUGCUAGAUGCAAGUAAUCCAGAGACCAAUCAUAAAUCUAAAAAAUCUAAAACACAAUCAAAUCGACCGGUACAGAGGUUUUGGCCAGAAAACAUUGCUUCAAUUCAACCUCAGCUUCAGAAUCCAAAUGAAUCAGAAGAUAGCCCAAAUGGUGAAAGCAAUCAAAUCAGUAGUUCUGGAGAUGUUCAGGCGAGCACUUCAGGUUUGAAUAUAAAUCAGCAAUGCAAUCAUUACACUGCUGCUAGCAGUACGACUCCAGAAAUGGGCCAUUCCUCUCCCGAUGGAAAUAUAAGCCAAAAUUGUUCUGAUGGUGAAGUCAAUAAGGUCCCUUCUAUUGGCAGCUUGGAGGAACUCAGCAUGAGUUGUAAUACAACUACUGAUGAAGAAAAUGAUGAUGACAAGCGAUAGUUGUUGUGAGAUCAUACAUAUUUCAAUUAGCAUUUUGCAUUGGAUACAGCUAAUUCUGAAUUGUAAUUGCUCUAAUAUAUAUGUUACUGUUUUGAUGUUGAAUUUUACUCUAAAACUUUUUGGAAGCUUAUUUGACUUAAUAUUAGUCAAAAAUUAUGACAGUUUUGAUUUCAGUUAAUUGAAAAUUUUAGUCAUCAAAUGUAUUUACAUAUUUUAAUUUUUAUUUAAAACAAAAAUAAAUGUUAGCCCAGGUGUAAAAAAGAUAUUUGCCUUUUUACCCCUCCUAAUUUUUUGAUAAGUGAAAUUUGUUGAUUUCUUUAUUUUUUAAACUGUUAUUUAUUGGUACAAAUAUAUAUUUUAAAUGUAUUUUUUCUCGUAUUAUAUUUAUUUUCCCAAAAUAUAUUUAAAAAAAUAUUUUAGGUUGUUAUUUUGUAAAAAGUAUUUAAAAAUUAUUUGAAAACAUUCUAAGCAUUGCAUAUUUCAAUUUAUAUUACAAGUUUGUCUACUUUUCCUAAACAUUUAACUGCAUAAAGCUGCAUGAAUAUUAAAAACAUUUAUCAGUUUUUUUUUUAAAUGUUUUGUCUAUUGAGCUAAUAUAUGUAAAUUUUGAAGGCUGAGAAUGUAAAAUAAUUAGGUUAUUAUAAUUAAUUUUGAGUAAUCUAUCUAGAAGAACAAAGGGUACUAAAAAAAUAUAUAUAUAUGCAGUACAAAGUCCGUAAUCUGGACGUCCACUUUUCCGGAAUGAUCUAUAAUCCGGGCCUCAAAGGUUACAAACUUUUUUUUGUAUGCUUUACGCAUGUGCGUAGAGAAUGUGCUCGCAUACAUUACGCGCAUUACGCAUGCACGCAUUGAAAGAAAUGUUUAAUAAAGUAAACAAGUAAAUAUUAAGCUUUUUUUUUUUUUUUUUUUUUUUUUUUU